Molecule: messenger RNA, 2141 nt
Organism: Impatiens glandulifera
Lineage: Eukaryota; Viridiplantae; Streptophyta; Magnoliopsida; Ericales; Balsaminaceae
Product: bifunctional purine biosynthesis protein PurH-like
Exons: 12
Coding region: 45-1865 (606 amino acids)
Biological process (GO): 'de novo' IMP biosynthetic process
Cellular component (GO): cytosol
Molecular function (GO): phosphoribosylaminoimidazolecarboxamide formyltransferase activity; IMP cyclohydrolase activity
Source: RefSeq, a predicted model, not a curated record
CCAGCCUCCAUCUACUGCGUCUUCUUUCUUUCUUGUAUUGCAAAAUGUUUGCGGCGGUGGCGCUUCCUUCUUCUGGAACCCCUGUUUCAAAGCUCUCUGAUACUGCCUCUCGCAUUCACAGUGCUGUUCACACCUAUCGAUGCACCCAUCUGUCUUCAACUUCAUUUUCUCGACCCUCACCGGGCUUGCUGUUCUAUUCUAGUUGUCAAACCCUCAAAGCUGUGAUGAAUGCUCAAACCUUCACAAAUCCUGAGGCUGAUUCUCAGACCUCCGAUUCUAAAGGAACCAAACAAGUAUUAAUAUCUCUAUCUGACAAGAAAAAUUUGUCAUUUCUUGGAAGCUCGCUUCAGGAACUUGGGUACUCAAUUGUUUCAACUGGCGGAACUGCAUCUGCUUUGGAAGGUGCUGGUAUAACAGUCACCAAGGUUGAGCAGCUUACUUGUUUCCCUGAGAUGCUUGAUGGUCGUGUAAAGACUUUGCAUCCUCAUAUACAUGGGGGUAUUCUCGCUAGGAGGGAUCAAAAGCAUCACAUGGAAGCCUUAAACAAGCAUGGAAUUGGAACAUUUGACAUAGUGGUGGUGAACCUGUAUCCUUUUUACGAGAAAGUUUCUUCUUCUGGAGGAGUAACAUUUGACGAUGGAAUUGAAAAUAUUGACAUUGGUGGCCCAGCCAUGAUCAGAGCUGCAGCAAAGAAUCACAAGGAUGUCUUGGUCGUUGUUGAUUCACAAGACUAUACUGCUCUAAUAGAAUAUCUGCGAGGAAAGCAGGAUGACCAGCAGUUCAGAAGGAAGCUUGCUUGGAAGGCUUUUCAACAUGUUGCCUCUUAUGAUAGUGCUGUUUCGGAGUGGCUGUGGAAGCAAACUGAAGAAGGAGACAAAUUCCCCUUGAGUUUGACAGUGCCGUUAUCACUUAAAAGUCCACUUCGUUAUGGUGAAAAUCCUCAUCAGAAAGCUGCUUUUUAUGGGGAUAAAAGUCUCUCUGAAGUCAAUGGUGGUGGCAUUGCAACUGCUGUACAGCACCAUGGAAAGGAAAUGUCCUAUAACAAUUAUUUAGAUGCCGAUGCUGCUUGGAACUGUGUGUGUGAGUUUAGCAAGCCUACUUGUGUAGUUGUGAAGCAUACUAACCCAUGUGGUGUAGCAUCGCGUGAUGAUGUAAAAGAAGCAUAUAGAUUAGCUGUGGAAGCUGAUCCAGUGAGCGCUUUUGGUGGUAUCGUUGCCUUCAACACAGUAGUUGACGAGGAACUUGCAAAGGAAAUAAGAGAAUUCAGGAGCCCCACCGAUGGUGAAACACGGAUGUUUUAUGAGAUUGUGGUGGCACCCAGUUAUUCGGAGAAAGGCCUGGAGGUUCUUCGGGGCAAAUCUAAGACACUGAGAAUCCUAGAGGCAAAGAAAAAUGAGAAAGGGAAGCUUUCUCUCAGACAAGUGGGUGGGGGCUGGUUAGCACAGGAUUCAGAUGAUUUGACACCUGAUAGUAUCCAAUUUACUCCAGUGUCCAAGAAAUCUCCCAAUGAAAGUGAGCUUUCUGAUGCAAAGUUUGCAUGGUUGUGUGCCAAGCAUGUAAAGAGCAAUGCCAUUGUGAUUGCAAAGGACAACCGGAUGUUGGGUAUGGGCAGUGGGCAGCCAAACCGUGUGGAAAGUCUGAGGAUAGCGUUUCGAAAAGCAGGAGAAGAAGCUAAAGGGGCGGCUCUGGCUAGUGAUGCCUUCUUUCCAUUUGCAUGGAAUGAUGCAGUGGAGGAAGCAUGCCAAAAUGGGAUUUCUGUAAUUGCAGAGCCUGGAGGAAGCAUUAGAGAUGAUGACGCAAUUGAAUGUUGCAACAAGUAUGGAGUUUCACUUCUUUUCACCAACCAUAGGCAUUUUAGGCAUUGAAAGAUGUGAUGUCGCCUGCCUUACCUUAGGGACGCCAUAGGAAGGCAUCCAUCCAUUUUUAGUGCAAUAACUCCUCUUCAAAUCAUGAGUGCUUUAUCUUUUUUCUCUUUUGAGCGUCCUCUGCUUAAAAGAAAAUUUUGGUCCGAGUUCUAUACAUGAUCAAUGAUAUGUACUAGGAUCUUAGAAUUUUGUUGUAACUGAUGUUUCUUGUUCCUUAACCACUGCUGAUUUGUGUGGUGGUGUUGAUUUUAUUUAUAAUAAUUGCAUCUUCAAGCC